This is a messenger RNA of Pelodiscus sinensis (Chinese soft-shelled turtle), 5012 nucleotides long. RefSeq names its product mitochondrial genome maintenance exonuclease 1 (gene MGME1). Gene Ontology annotation, cellular component: mitochondrion. NCBI's taxonomy places the organism in Eukaryota, Metazoa, Chordata, Testudines, Trionychidae. Gene Ontology annotation, biological process: mitochondrial DNA replication. The record is from RefSeq and is a predicted model, not a curated record. Gene Ontology annotation, molecular function: single-stranded DNA exodeoxyribonuclease activity.
CUGCUCUUGCAGAAAAACUUGCCAGUCUAGACACAGCCCUGGGGGGCUGAAGCAGACCACCGAGUGCCAUGGGCAGGGGGACACUCCACUUGGGCUGGCGCAGCCCCCAGCUGCACUAGGCAAUGGGGAAGCGGUUUGGGGGGGCUGGAGGGGCACCCAUCCUUGUUUCAUCAAUUAACUGGUGAACUAAUUAAACAGGAUUUUACAUCCCUACUGGCAACACGUCCUUGCUGGCAACACGUGUUACCUAGUGGUUAGUGCUGUGGAGUGGGAUUCAGAAGACCACUGGACUGCUCCAGGACCUUAAGCAAAUCGCAAUGCCUUUUGGAGACUGUGUUCCUAUCUGUAAAAAGAGGCUAAUGUUACUGACAUUCUUUAUAAAAUCUUGUGAGCGCUAUGGAUGAAAAGUACAAUAUAAGAGCUAGAUAUUGUUGCUGUAAAUGAGUUAAGUAAUACUCAUUGCAUUUACUACUGAACUGAAAUCAAUGGCUUGUAUUUCUCACCCAAGAAGCAAGUCGUCUUCAUGUAUAUGCACCAUGGCUCAGGUGGCACAGAGUUUGAAGGAGUAAGGUUAGAUUUUUUUUUCCCCACUGUGUCUCUGUGCAGCAAGUAGAGGCAGAGAUUCAUUUUCUUUUGUAAGUGAUCAUGGAUUCUUUAUACACAAACAUCAUGCAAUUCAAGAUUGAGAAUAUUCUCUAUUAAACUCAAUAAUGUCUUAGUAGUCUAAGACUUUCUUUUUGUGUGUCUGCCACUAGAGAGCAGUGGGCACCACAUGCAUGCUAGCAGCUAGGUUACAAAUCUGUCCCAAUCCCUAAGAUUGGUAGUAUGCCGUGUUCCCUGUAAAAUGUGCAUUUGGGUGGCCCUUCAGGUGAGAUGCUGCCCAGCUGAUUAGCAGAGCAUCCAAAUGUAUUUCUAAUAGUGGUGCAUAUCCACAUAUGCCUCAGUACAUAACAAAAUUUAUUCCAUGCAUGGAUGGAAAAUAAUAGAGGGAACAUGAGUAGUGUGAACGAAAGCGAACAGAUUAGAUCCCUAUCCUCAUUUUUGUAAUCAAUCAAUGUUAACUUGCUUCUGGUAGCCAGCUUCUACCCUUUGCAUAUUUAUGUAAUACCCUCACCUCUUCACAUCAUUUCAUACACAAGGUUGUACAUUUUGAGUCUUUAGAAUGUAUGCCUCUCUUAUAAUUUGCAAACAUCACUCAUUCUUUGUCUAGCAAGUAGCAACUUAUGACAGGUAACUGACCUAAAUCAGACUGACAAUAAUUCUAUUAAAAAAUUAAGAGUGAUCAAAACUAACGAAGAGUGCCUGUUGGCAUUAAGAUUGUAAUAAUCAAUUCUCUAUUUGUUAAGCUUCUGUUCAAUAAUUUAUAGCAAACAGGAAAUAUAAGGCUCCCAGGAAAUCUAAGGCGGGCUGACCUUGUAAUUGUGUCUAAGAAGAACUGACAUUGAUAUGUACUUCUUGCUAAAAAGAGGAAUAAACUUCUUGCUAAAAAUAAAGCCUCUGCUCUAGGAAGAGCAAGAGUGCAGGAAAAACAACCUUCCACCAAGUAAAAGUGAGAAAUAAUAUGAAAAUUGAUAUUAUUCUGGUUUGUCUCAAAUCAUGUGCAAUUAAUUUCAAUGAGAUUGACUGGGCAGAAUUUAGCCUAUUGCCAGUUUACAUCGUUACCACUUGUGAUCUAAUUUUGGCCAUAGUUGCACACCUUGUCUUAGGAAAGAAAAUAAUGUAAAUUGAUUAGUUUGCCCUUCCCUACUAAACCUGACUACUUUAGUCUUCUGUGCAGACUGGAAACUAAACUUGACAAGAGUCUGAAUGUCAGGAUGCUCAGAGCAAGAUUCAUGUCAAUUUCCCAUUGUUGCACACUGGAAAAGAGCAAACAGAUAUAAAAGGACACAGCCAACAUAAUAGGACACAAUACCAUCCUAAUUUUUAAAAACAUCAUGAUUUUAGCUUAUUCCAUUACCCUUAUAACAUUUCUAUAGCAGAGAAUAUACAAGGAAAUUGUAGAUUUUGGUAUUCAAAAUGUCUUAGUGGGAAAGUUUUCCUUUUUAAAGUACCUUGUUUUUAUUCUAAAACAAAAAAUAAUAAUAUUGACCAGGAAGUUGAUUUAUUUAUUUAUGGACAACUUGUAUUUUUUUCCACUUUCUCUCUUAUAGUUUAUUAGCGAGAGAGUGGAAAAAUCAUCUAGAAAUUCUCCUGAUGAUCAGUUGUUAUAGGAAAGCCCCAAAAUAGGGACCGUAUAAGGCCCUGUGUCACUAGGACUACUCCAUCUACUAAGCUAUAAAUCCUUUUGGGCAUAGAUCUUACAAUUUGUUCCAUGAGCUCUGUUGACUUCAUCAGGACUCUGUAAGCGCUGGAAUUUUCCUGUCUGGAAUAACUUGUAAAAUCAAGUCCUUUGCAUUGAGGUGUUUUGUUUUUUGGGUUGUGAGAUUCUUUUUGUUUGGUGGGUGUGGGGUGUUUUUGUUUUGUUUUGUUUUGUUUGUACAUCUACUAUUUGAACAGUGUGUGGUGUUUGGGAAAUACAGUGAAAGAAAAGAGAAAUACCGAAGUGUUUCAAGAACAAAACAGUCAUGUUAGCCUGUAAUAUGUAUUGCCUACAGGAUUUAUUUGUAAAACCCGGAAUGUUGCGACUUUGAUUGGUAAGUAACUAGCUCUCAAUUGAAGGAAACCUGGGCCCUAAUACUACUGAGACUUGUGCCUAUGUUUUAUUUUAAAGCACGCUAGGAAACACGCUUAUUUCAGAGGCAUAGAUUGCAACUACAACAUUUUUCAGAACCAGGCUAUAAAGUAGACUAUCUUGGUCUGCAGAUUGUAUUAAAGAAAUAUCCUUAAAUGUCUUGUCUUUAAAAUAAAAUUUAUUCUCAGUUUGGAGAAGUCUACAAUUGUCAUUUAAAAUACAUAUUUUCCAAAAGAGCAUAAAUUGGUAUUUGACCACUGCAGUGUGAAUACCUUUAGUAUCUCCCUUCUCUUCGGCUUCUCCAAGUCUCAGCUCUCCAGAUUCUAGGGUGUACAUAAUACUGCUGAUUGCCUUCUCACAUGUACAGAAAACAUCUCUUCCAUUCUCCAAGAGCUCAUUAGCCUUCUCCAGUCAAUUAAUUCUAUUCUGGGGACCUUCUGCAUAGCCCACGUAGCUUGUCUCUUUCUCCCUGCAUGUUUAAUACCAUCUUCUCUAUACCUUCCUACAGUUUUGCUACUGUAAAAGUGUUCUGCACUGCAGCUUUUCCCUCUCUCAGCAGCCUCCAUUUAUCUCUCCACCUCAAUUCAAACGUGAAAACACCUUUUUUCCCUCUUGUCUAUACAUUUUAUUUUUCUGUGGGUGAUUAUUGCUCACUAUUACUGUGUUUAGCACUCAAUGGCUGGAGUUCAGUUGAUAUGAAAGGCACUAAUGAAUACUAUGCAGCUUUAAUUUGUAAAGUGGAUGCUAGCUUGAUGACACUAAAUCAGUAACUCUUCAAAUCAUGGAAAUUCUUUUUCUACAAUAGGAAAUUAUGGAAGGUUCUGAAUGCUCCUAACAGAAGAAAGAAAACUGUUUAACUGUCUGUAAAUGCUGCUUCUGAGGAUGAAAUACUUCAGGCUCUUAACCAGAAAAUCUGGGAGACUAAAAAUGCUGUUGACAGAACAUUUUUGCAAAAAUCAAGUCCCGUGUGUUUGCCUGUAUGUUUCCUCCUAUCUUUGUAGCAAGAAGAAAAAAGAGAAUGGUUAUGAACAAGUUGAUCAAGAAAGGUACACGAACUUGGUCCGUUCUGUCACAUCUUUCAAAACCAGUCCUCGGACACCAGAAACAUUGUUUGAAGAAGAUGAUCUGAUGUAUGGACCAGUGAGUAAGUUUAAAUCUCCUGUUACAGAUGCUGAAACAAAAAUUCCAAAAAAUUGGGUCCCUCUGAUAAAUUCCAAUAAGAGAACUUUGCCUCCAAACAGUGACCCAAAGUGUCUGCUGAAAAUUGGCUUAAAAAGACACAAGGUGCCCAGUGUGACUAAUGUCCUUCAGCAGACCAUGUCUUCGGAACAGGCCUUUUACCUGGAGAGGUGGAAGCAACGGAUGAUCCUGGAACUUGGAAAUGAUGGGUUUGCAGAAUACACUAAAAACCUCUUCCUCCAAGGAAAACUUUUCCAUGCCGCUUUGGAAUCUGUCUUUUUGUCUGACCAGAUCCCGUUGAAAGAGCAGGAAAGAGAUUCCACUGUAUCUGGCUACUUAGCAAGUGUUCAGCAUGUCCUGAGAGACAUCAGUGGAGUAAAAGCUCUGGAAAGUGCCGUUCAUCAUGAGACUCUUCACUAUUCAGGACUUGUAGAUUGUGUGGCUGAAUAUCGAAGCCAGUUGUGUGUGAUUGAGUGGAAGACUUCAGAGAGGUCAAAGCCAUAUCUCCAGAACACAUUUGACAACCCACUACAGGUUGCAGCGUAUACCGGAGCCAUAAACCACGACGCUAACUAUGAUUUCCAGGUUAAUUGUGGACUCAUUGUAGUGGCUUACAAAGAUGGCUCCUCUGCACAUCCCCAUUUCAUGGACUUGGAUCUGUGCUCUCGUUAUUGGAACAAAUGGCUCCUGCGCCUUGAAGAAUAUACCAAGAAGGAAAAGAACAAAAAUAUAAGUGAGACAAGUCAGACCUCACCCCUCUGAGCAGAGAACUGAAGCAGAAAGUCCUGAGUGGUCUCUGAUACUGACCCUUUUUGACCUGGGGCAAUUACUUACUAUCUCUGCCUCAGUAUCCCCAUUUCUAAAUUGGGUCUCAUACUUGCCUAGCUAAUGGGGGUGCAUGGUGGUUUUAUUGAGCCAACUUAAAUUGGGCUGGUAUUUAUAUUUUGCAGCAAACUUUUAUAAAACUGGAGACCAAUAGAAAUGUUCCCACAAUUAAAGAAAAAGUCCAGUAAAGUUUGUAUAAACAAACCAUCACGCUCUUGCAGCGUUUGAAACCCAACCCUUGCGAAUGGAGAAAGUGAAAUUGACUCUGACCCAAAACAGAACUUUCAUUGUCAGAGCGAAGUGAAAUGCAAACAAUAAAGAUUAGUAGUAACAAGUA